CUUUUGUCUUUAAUUUGUUAAAAGGAAAAACCCCACUCUGACCCAGCCCUACCCUUGACAUUUCCAGGAAAUUUCUAUCCCCUUAACUCCCUCACUACGAAGAAGAAGAAAAAAGGAAGGAAAUUUUGAAUUCGGGUUUGGCACUAAGAUUUUUUCUGUACAUGAAGAAAUUCCUUAAAUAUCUUUGUGUUUCAGAGCUGAUUCUUCUUCUUUUAGAGGUGGGAUCAUAAGGAAAGCUACAGUUAUGAAUUAUCCACCAGAGAAGUUUGUGAGGUUCCAAGACUGGAAUUCAGAGAAAAGCGCUGAAGGACAUUAUUCUGAUAAUAAUGGGACAAAUUCGGGGAAAAUUAGAUUCGCAAUAAAUUCAUUUUCACAAAAGUUUCAAAGAAGGGUUGAAUCUGGUUCGGAGAGGAUUAAAGGGCUUAGAAAGUCAUUUAAAUCUUGUUCAUUUAACCAUGUUGUUGCUAAAGGCUUUGGUUCUAGUAAGAAAGUUCUUGAUCCCCAGGGGUCGUUCCUUCAAAGGUGGAACAAAAUAUUUGUAUUGUCAUGCAUAAUAGCAGUCUCAAUUGAUCCUUUGUUCUUUUACGUCCCAGUGAUUAAUGAUGAUAAGAAGUGCCUUGCUUUGGAUGAAAAGAUGGAGGCCACAGCCAGUGUGCUGCGUUCGUUCACAGAUAUCUUUUAUAUAAUCCAUAUUAUUUUUCAGUUUCGUACUGGGUUCAUUGCACCUUCUUCUCGCGUAUUUGGAAGAGGUGUUUUAGUUGAAGAUUCGUGGGCAAUAGCAAAGAGGUAUCUGCAAUCAUACUUUUUAAUCGACGUUCUAGCAGUUCUUCCCCUCCCUCAGGUGGUGAUUUUAAUUAUCAUACCACAAAUGAGAGGUUCAAAGUCUUUGAAUACAAAGAACUUGUUGAAAUUUGUUGUUCUCUUCCAAUAUCUGCCAAGGGUUUUUCGAAUAUAUCCACUAUAUAAGGAAGUUACAAGGACUUCGGGCAUACUAACUGAAACUGCAUGGGCUGGAGCUGCGUUCAAUCUCUUUCUUUACAUGCUAGCAAGCCAUGUUUUUGGAGCUUCUUGGUACUUAUUUUCCAUUGAAAGGGAAUACACAUGCUGGAAAGAUGCCUGUAGGAAGAACACUGGAUGCACCUCCCCUUCUUUUUAUUGUGAUGGUGGUUCUUCUUUUAGUACGUUGCUAAAUCAAUCAUGCCCUAUACAAACACCCAACACAACACUUUUCAAUUUUGGAAUAUUCCUUUAUGCCCUCCAAUCUGGUGUUGUGGAGUCGAAAGAUUUUCCAGAGAAAUUUUUUUACUGUUUUUGGUGGGGCCUGCAAAACCUAAGUUCUCUGGGUCAGAACCUUAAAACUAGUACCUAUGUCUUGGAAAUCUGCUUUGCAGUUUUCAUUUCAAUCUCGGGCUUGGUUCUUUUUUCAUUACUCAUUGGAAAUAUGCAGACAUAUUUGCAGUCCACGACUACCAGAUUGGAGGAGAUGAGAGUGAAAAGACGUGAUGCAGAACAAUGGAUGUCCCACCGCUUAUUACCAGAGAAUCUGAGGGAGCGGAUCAGACGAUACGAGCAGUAUAAGUGGCAAGAAACUAGAGGAGUUGAUGAAGAGAAUUUACUUUGUAAUCUACCCAAGGACCUUAGAAGGGAUAUAAAGCGCCAUCUUUGCUUGGCUCUGCUCAUGAGAGUGCCAAUGUUUGAAAAAAUGGAUGAACAAUUAUUGGAUGCAAUGUGUGACCGACUCAAGCCGGUUCUCUACACAGAGGAGAGCUACAUUGUUCGGGAGGGAGACCCGGUUGAUGAGAUGCUCUUCAUCAUGCGCGGCAAACUGUUGACUAUGACAACAAAUGGUGGAAGAACUGGCUUCUUUAAUUCUGAAUAUCUAGGGGCAGGAGACUUCUGUGGAGAGGAACUUCUCACAUGGGCACUAGAUCCCCAUUCUUCGUCAAACCUCCCUAUAUCUACUAGAACUGUCCGAGCCCUUACUGAAGUUGAAGCUUUUGCUCUGAUGUCUGAUGACUUGAAGUUUGUUGCCUCUCAGUUCCGCCGGCUUCAUAGUAAGCAGCUGCGCCACACUUUUAGGUUCUAUUCACAGCAGUGGAGGACUUGGGCAGCUUGUUUCAUACAAGCUGCUUGGCGCCGCUACAGCAAAAAGAAACUGGAAGAAUCGCUUAGAGAAGAGGAGACUAGAUUGCAAGAUGCUUUAGCCAAUGCUGGUGGGAGUUCACCAAGUUUGGGUGCCGCUAUUUAUGCCUCACGGUUUGCUGCCAAUGCACUUCGUGCUUUGCGCCGAAACCGUAGUCGUAAAGCAAGAGUGCCAGAGAGGGUACCACCUAUUUUGCUUCAGAAGCCAGCAGAGCCAGAUUUUACAGCUGAAGAACAAUAAGCACAGAUUAGGAAAUCUCGUCCCUCCACAAAACACGAAAAGUAUGUUGGUAGAAAGCUGCCAUUUGUUGAGUUUUGAGGUAUGUAUGCCAUGUAUAUGUAAAUCUUCAAUUUUUCUUCGUUUUGUUGUUCUGUUUUCAUCCACUACCAAUUUGUUUUAGUGCAGUUUUUAUGUAGUAUAUAUAUUUGAAACAGUAAGUGUAACAAAUUCAAAAGUUCUGCAAAAGGAUACUGCAUGGUAAAAUGGAGAACAAAGUCUUGCAGAGUAAUAUAAGGUUGAAAUAACUGCUUCGAUUUCACUUUUAUUACUUUUUUUGUUCUUUUGGUUUUAAAUUUCUACCGUAGUAUAUACCAUAGUCCAGAGAAAUAGCUAACGCAUUCGUCGUGACGAAGUAUGGAUCGCAUCUCUAAAAGACCCUCCAUUAUUUGAUUGUGAUGUUGGAGGCAUCUUUUCCUCCAUUAUUUACUGUCUAUUUCCCAAAUAGGAGUACGUCAGCUUUUAUGAAAAGUUAAAAAAUAACGAUUGGAAUUGCUACAUAUAUGCUUAGGAGACAGAGUCAUACAGGUUACUCGUGCUGGAUUGCAGGGUCACGAAGCAGCCUGACCUCCCCCUUAAUUACCUGCAAUGCGAAAAAAGCCAUGUGCAUCUGUCAGUAAAACUAAAAAAUUUUGAUUUCUACCAGGAGAAUUCGUAAGACUACCACAAUACUAAUAAUAUGCAUCUUGUUUGAUUUCAUUUUGCCAUCCGUAACUACAGAACAAGUCAUCUGCAUUUGUAGAGACAUGUUCUCAUAUUACAAAUUAUCUUUACUUCUGUUCUGAUAUAUUGCUAAUUCCAAGAGAUUGAAAUAUUAAGUUCUCAAAUCAGGGGAGGCUAAAUGAAAAAGACAAUAUAUGAAGUGUCAUUAAAAGACACCCGCUCUAAACCAGCGGAAAUAGGAUGGUUCGAGGUCCACAGUAGUUAGAGAAAGAAACUAUAGUAAAAAAGAUGCGACCUGCAGCUUCGGUCACAGAGAAAGCAAUCAUUCCAAGAUCUUAUUUCUUCAAAAAUUGAAACAAUGCCCCAUCACCCUUAGGUCCCCGCUUUAUU
Durio zibethinus is the source of this 3472-nucleotide messenger RNA. Its product is annotated as cyclic nucleotide-gated ion channel 1-like. The record is from RefSeq and is a predicted model, not a curated record. Gene Ontology annotation, cellular component: membrane. Lineage: Eukaryota; Viridiplantae; Streptophyta; Magnoliopsida; Malvales; Malvaceae. Gene Ontology annotation, biological process: transmembrane transport; monoatomic ion transport. Gene Ontology annotation, molecular function: monoatomic ion channel activity.